UGGUCGGGUUGAAUACUUGUAGCAGCCUGGUCCUCAGAGUUUCUUGCUGCCUGCAUACAGCUGUCCUGUAAAUUCACUGUCAGUGCGCUACAAACAACACGCGUUUAAACUGGUGUUCAACUCUUCCUUUGACUUCUUAACUUAAACCAUCUUAAUUUUAUUAUGGCAAAGUGGGGAGAGGGAGACCCGCGAUGGAUUGUGGAAGAAAGGGCAGAUGCAGUAAAUGUCAAUAACUGGCACUGGACAGAGAGAGAUGUGACAAGCUGGUCUCAAGAUGUGAUCAAUAACCUCCUCCUUGGAAUUCGCGCAGAAGGUGAAGAAGGCUUGUGCGAAAUCACAGAUGUCAGCAAUAUAGAUGGCGAGGCCUCUAUCAAUAACCGCAAGGGAAAACUCAUCUUCUUCUAUGAGUGGAAUGUAAAAGCCACAUGGACCGGAACAAAUAAAAAGGGAAUAAAAUAUAAAGGGACUGUGGAAAUACCAAACCUCUCUGAUGAAAAUGACAUGGAUGACUUAGAUAUCUGUGUUACGGCUUGUAAAGACCAACCAAGCACGCCUUUGACUGAUCUCAUGAGGAAGGAGGGUGCCAAGAAAAUCAGAGUGGCACUGGGUGACUACGUGAAACAUCUCAAAACAGAAUUCUCUCAGGGUAUGAUUUUACCAACAGCAAAUGGACUUAGUAAACAGAAUCAGGAGGCACAAACCAAGGUGAAGCUGGACAAAACCCAGACUGGAGCAUCCACCACAGCUAACACUCCUAACAGUGGAGUCAAAAUUCAAACAGUGAUGUUCAGUAUUAAAGAGACUUUUCUUACCUCACCUGAAGAGUUGUACAGGGUUUUUUUAAGCCAAGAGAUGGUACAGGCAUUUACACACCUUGCUGCUAUUGUGGACGGGUGUCCGGGUGGCAAGUUUCGGCUGCUGGAGGGAAACGUGCAUGGACAAUUUGCAGAACUGGUUCCUGAUCAGAAGAUUGUCAUGAGAUGGAGAUUUUCAUCCUGGCCAGCAGGACAUGCAUCAACAGUCACUUUGAACUUUGUGGAUCGAGGCAAUGAGACAGAGCUGACUAUGGAGGCCAGAGGAGUUCCCAGCAAUGAAGAGGAAAGAAUGAAGGAGGGCUGGCAGAGAUAUUAUUUUGAGGCCAUUAAACAGACAUUUGGUUAUGGAGCACGACUCUAAAUCAAGACCAAAGUGUGUUCAUGUUGUGCCAAAAACUACAGAAAUACAAACACUGCAAAAAAUGACUCUCUUACUUAAUAUUUUUGUCUUGUUUUCAGUAGAAAUAUCUAAAAAUUCUCAAAUUAAGAUGUUUUUUCUUGAUGAGGAAAAUGACCUAAGAAAAUUAGUCUUAAUUCUUUUAACAAUUUUUAUAUAUUUUUACUGAUAACCAGGGGAAAAUACUAAGUAAGACAGUAAAAUAAUACAAAAUCACAUCGCAAUUAUGUAUUGUAAACAACACUUUAGUAUGUCCUGCACCUUAUAGUUAUUUGUUGGAUUUCCGCAAACACCUGUGCCUUGUUACAGAAAAAAAGAAAAAUUGGUGCUUGGAUUCUUUUUAUAUUUGUUCCUGCAUAAGCUUUUGUUGUUUUUGAAUGUAAGAUAUAUGUUUGAAUGUUGUACCUGGGAAAGCCAGACAUGAAUAAUGAACUUUCUUUAAAACACAGUGUUUUUUAAGUAAUAUAUUGAUAUAUACAAUGUUAUGCAAGAAUGAAAAAGAUUUAUCUAAUAAAUUUUAAUAAGCUUU
Paramisgurnus dabryanus is the source of this 1741-nucleotide messenger RNA. RefSeq names its product AHA1, activator of heat shock protein ATPase homolog 1a (gene ahsa1a). The record is from RefSeq and is a predicted model, not a curated record. Gene Ontology annotation, biological process: protein folding; positive regulation of ATP-dependent activity. Gene Ontology annotation, molecular function: ATPase activator activity; protein-folding chaperone binding. Gene Ontology annotation, cellular component: cytosol. NCBI's taxonomy places the organism in Eukaryota, Metazoa, Chordata, Actinopteri, Cypriniformes, Cobitidae.